Charadrius vociferus (killdeer) is the source of this 1199-nucleotide messenger RNA. RefSeq names its product nucleoporin 43kDa (gene NUP43). Lineage: Eukaryota; Metazoa; Chordata; Aves; Charadriiformes; Charadriidae. The record is from RefSeq and is a predicted model, not a curated record. Bases 1 to 1101 code for a protein of 366 amino acids. The transcript is spliced from 8 exons. Gene Ontology annotation, cellular component: nuclear pore outer ring. Gene Ontology annotation, molecular function: protein binding.
AUGCGCGCCGGUUUACCCCAGCACGGGGGAGGCAGCCUCGGCUGCCGGUUAACGAACGGCCAGGACCGACGGAGCUUCGGUGAGGGCCGGCAGCUGGAUAACAGGGUCUCCAUUUGGUCUGUUGGAGAGCUUGGAAAUGGGGGCCUCAAUGGUGAAUAUCAAGGAGAACCUCAGCUGCUGUGUGACAUCAGGCACAACGGUGACGUUAUGGACAUGCAGUUUUUGGAUCAGGAGAGAAUCGUGGUUGCCUCAUCAACGGGAACUGUAACUGUAUUCCGUCAUCAUCAAAGUAACCAGACUUUAUCUGCCAACCAGCGGUGGGAGAAAGCCCAUUAUCAUGUGGAUCAAGACACAUCUUGUGGUGGAGCAGCAUGUACUGGAGUUAUCUGCAACAACCCAGAAAUUGUCUCUGUUGGAGAAGAUGGUAGAAUAAAUCUUUUCAGAGCUGACCAAAAGGAUGCAGUCAGAACUAUAGACAAUGCAGACAGCAGUACACUCCAUGCAGUGACUUUCCUUCGCACAACUGAGAUCUUGACAGUAAAUUCAAUUGGACAGUUAAAAAUAUGGGAUUUCAGACAGCAAAGAAAUGAGCCAUCUCAAAUAUUUUCUUUGACAGGUGACCGAGUUCCACUGCACUGUGUGGACAGGCAUCCCAAUCAGCAGCAUAUUGUGGCCACGGGGGGCCAGGAUGGGAUGCUGAGUAUAUGGGACAUCAGGCAGGGUACUAUACCAGUGUCCCUGCUGAAUGCUCAUGAAGCAGAAAUGUGGGAAGUUCACUUCCAUCCCUCCAACCCCGAUCACUUAUUCACCUGUUCUGAAGAUGGAUCUCUUUGGCACUGGGAUACUUCCACAGACAUAUCUGAGAAACCGUCUUUUCUUCAUCAAGGAGGAAGAAGCACUACCUAUUUUUCCCACAACACCAUUAACCAGUCUGUAGUAAGUGCCUGGCUCAGCAACGAUCCCACCAAAGACCGCAUGGAAAUCACCAACUUAAUUCCAAAUCAGACUUUAUCUGUGAAUAGUUUAGAUAUUUUAGGACCAUGCCUAGUAUAUGGUACUGAUGCAGAGGCUAUUUACGUGAACAGACAACUUUUUGCAUGAAAACCACUCUAGUAUCCCUUAGAAGGACUGAUCACCUUGAACUACUGGGAAAUCUCAGAUUCAUUCUUAAUGACUCAUUAGUCUGUUAUCAGCGUGUG